AUGUUGUAGUUGGUAGAGGAGUAUUGAAUUACACAGUGAUAGUGAAUGAAACAGCUUUUGAUUUCGUUUUUGGCAUAUUUCUAACAUUGUCAGGACCAAUUCAGAGUAUAUUUAGAUAUGACAGCGGUUCUAGAGAAAAGAAUUAUCAGGCUUCAUCACUUGCAAAUUUAGACAGACAAAACAAUUUCAUCGUAAUUCAAGAACAGAUCUUUCUUCGUGAUACAAUUCCUGUUCAACUGUUCAGUGACAAUUUGGCCAUUUUCAGUCUAAAUCUGAAUGCAGUGGUAUUUGGGAGUCUAGCAGACAGUAUGGAGGUACCCAUGGAUAUUGAUACUUCUUUGUUUGUUACAAUCACUAGGACGCCAGAUCAAUGUCAAGAUGUCACCUGCUUCAAUGGAGGAAUUUGCAGAGCAAUAAACACAAGUGGAGAACUCAAUUUCACAUGUGACUGUCGUCAUCCAGCAUACACAGGUCAAUUUUGUGAGACAUUAUUCGACCCAUGUGCUCUAAACCGUUGCCUUAACAAUGCCACCUGUGAGAACAUUGGCACUACAAACUACACGUGCAACUGCACAAUUGACUUCACUGGUGAGAAUUGUGAGAUUGAAAUAGAUCAGUGUACCUUAAACCAAGGAGUCUGUAACAAUGGCACGUGUAUCGAUGGAUUUGGUAUUUUCUCUUACGAUUGUAUCGAUGGAUUCAUUGGUGACUUUUGUGAAACUGAUAUUAAUAAAUGUGAGAGUGCUAGUCCCAGUUGUCAAAAUGGAGUGUGUAUAGAUGACAUCAACAGCUUCACAUGUGAUUGUUACCCAGGCUGGUCUGGUUACCUUUGCGAGAACGAUAUAGAUUAUUGCUCAUUUGGUCCUGCUCCAUUUGGUCCCUGCAGUGACUUUGGUAGCAGUGCGUGUAUCGAUGGAAACAUAACAUUUUCCUGUACUUGUUUGACAGGUUUCACAGGAUAUACGUGUGCUGUUGAUAUCAAUGAAUGUGAUGAGGCCCCUUGCUUAAGUAAUGCAACCUGUAACAACCUACUUAAUGGAGCCUACACUUGUGAUUGUACUCCAGACUACACAGGUCUUAACUGUGGUAUACCUUUGUUCCCAUGUAACGAUGUACCUUGCAUGAAUAAUGGUACUUGUAUCGAUGCUGGCCUUGGAAGUGGAGCUUUCUCUUGUGAAUGUGCUACUGGUUUCACAGGAGAUGCUUGUCAGACUGACCUCGAGUUUUGUACUGAUUCAACUUGUGUGAACAGUGGUGUUUGUGUAGAAGGUGUGGGAACAAUGACAACUUGUGAAUGUGUUGACGGAUUUUCCGGACAAAAUUGUGAGCUAGAUCUCCCAUUUUGUGACCAGGACUCUUGUCGCAAUGGUGGAGCAUGUGUUGAAGGUAUUGGUAUCCAUAUUUCCUGUAACUGUGCUGGCACCUAUCGUGGAAUUCAGUGUGAAACAGAAAUUUGUCUUGAGAAUAGCUGCAGCUUUAAUGGAAACUGUUCUGAAACCAAUGGUGAGCCUAUUAUGUGUGAGUGUAGUGAGGGCUUCAGUUGUCUGAGAUGUGACAUUGACCUUGAUUACUGUCAGCCAAAGACUUGUGCAAAUAAAGGCACUUGUAUCGAGGGAGAAGGAUCAAGAAUCAGUUGCAUUUGUUCGGACGGUUAUUCUGGGAACAUUUGCGAUCAGGACGACAGAGCUUUCUUUGCCUGUGCUGGUAAUAGUUGUGAGAACAAUGGAACCUGUGUAGAGGAAUUCGGCCCAACGUUUAGCUGUUCUUGCCUUGCUGGUUUUUUGGGUGGCCGUUGUGAAACUGAUUUAAAUUUUUGCGAAGCUACCUCCUGCUUUAAUAAUGGGAUAUGCAUCGAAGGAUUUGGACUAACAACCUUUUGUAACUGCUCCUUCGGUUUUAGUGGAAAUCAUUGUGAUAAUGAUGACAACUUUUGUGGUACAGAAUUGAGUGUUAACUGUACGAACAAUGGAAGCUGUAUUGAGGGCUUUGGAACUGAGACUAGCUGCGACUGCAUGGAUGGAUUCACUGGUGAUGUUUGUGAGAUUGAUAUUGAUUUCUGUGAGCCAGAUUCCUGCUUUAAUGGUGGUACAUGCAUUGAAGAAAUUGGCAUCCAAUUUUCUUACUCAUGUGCUGAUGGUUACAAUGGGGAUCGGUGCCAAACGGACGAUAAUUUUUGUGAUAAAGCACCCACUUAUCGAUGCCAAAAUGAUGGCACUUGUGUCGAAGGAAUUGGUUAUACAACACAUUGCGUAUGUCCAGAUGGUUUCAGUGGUGUUGACUGCAGACUAACCAGUGGUUCAGGACUAAAUUCUAUUGAUGUUACUCAAGAUUUGUGCAAUUUGGUUUUUGGAAUAUCAUGUACCAAAGCUACGAUUGGUGGUGUGGUUGCUAUAGCUAUUGGUGCUUUUUUUCUAAUAUUGUUUCUGACAACAUUAAUGCUACUAUUAGUAUAUUGUGGUGCAAACUGCGUCAAAAGAAGAGAACUUAUGAUGUGGCAGGAUCACCAGUGGUAGGAGGUGUCAUGAUAUCGAACCCAGUUUUUUGCAACAAUGAAGAUAAUUGAUGAACAGAAAACUUGACUCGUACACAAGCAACUAUGAACGUGUAGCACUCAAAAUAACUUCGAUGACUCAUAAUUAUAGCACACUUAAAUUAAUUAAUAUGACUUUCCAUGACUUAUUCUUCAUUUAAAAGGUUGAUUAACGAAACUUGCAGCUUGUGACAAAGGAAACCCGACUGCCAAGUAUAAUAUACACAGUGUAGUUAUAUAGAGACUUCACCUCGAGUGAUAGACUCUAGAACGUACAAUUUAAAUUUAAAUUUAACUUCGAUGACUCACAAUUAUAACAGUAAAGCACACAUAAUGUACUGGGUUCAGUUUUUAAGAUUCCCAAAAUAUGUGCAGUUCCAGAUUCUUGUUUGCAAACAAUAACGGACAGUUCAGCAUACAGCUAUUCCACAAGGGAAAACAUUGUUUUGGUUCACUGCACAUCACAGCUGUACACAAUCCCUGCUGUCGGACCCAUCCCUCCAGCAGCAGAGAAAACCAAUUAAUAGUGAAAACAAGCCGUGUUCGAUUUCUCUCACACACUGUUUGUAUACUCCAUCUCAUUCCUUCUGUAGCUCUGGCUCUGGGCAACAACAUCAAGGAGAGCGUCGUCCUCACGGUUGGUUGUCCUGAGUUGGAAUUGCUCAUCUGUCACAGGCUGUAGAGUUAAUUCCAUACCCACGUCUGGACAUACGUCGCUCAUGAGAUUUGCUGUGAUGUUGCGUAUUUCUGUUGUUAGAAAUCCUCCCAUAGAGCAGCUGAGUGCAUGCUCUACUGUGAAGUGCUGUCCACAGACACAGUGAGAAUGUAGGUUCUGAGGUUGCCAACCAUGUCGGAGACAACUCUAAAGGCUCCCUUGUAAAGCAUGAAACUAUGCUCUGUGAUUGGCAGGGCUAUUACCUAGCUUGAGUGUAUAUACCUUUUCCGAGCAUAUUCCAAUGCUUUUCCUAGUAGUUG
Messenger RNA from Halichondria panicea, 3505 nucleotides. RefSeq names its product fibropellin-1-like. The record is from RefSeq and is a predicted model, not a curated record. The coding region runs from base 309 to 2513 and encodes 734 amino acids. Lineage: Eukaryota; Metazoa; Porifera; Demospongiae; Suberitida; Halichondriidae. Gene Ontology annotation, molecular function: calcium ion binding. The transcript has 3 exons.